GUUUUCAAUUUCGAUAUAUGAAUCGAACAAAAAAAUCAAAAGUAUUGAAGCAAAACUAAUUGAAUUCUGUAAAAACCGGAAAGUUUCUAAAUCUAUAGAAUCAAAAACAGAAAAAUCUAAACCGAAACUUUAAACUCUAAAUUUUAAACUCUAAACUCUAAACCAGACAUAGUGGGUCUAGGUAAAUACAAGAAAAAGCAACAGAGGAUCAGAUGCCUGCGACAGAAAUGACAUCUAACUCUUGAAGUGAUUACAUUAACAAAGAUUGUUUGAACUCGUGAGUUUUUUUUUUUUUUUUGGUAAAAUAACUCGUGAGUUGUGUGGUUCUUCAACUUCGUUUACUUGUUUCUUUCCGUGGGGAAGACAGGAGGAUAGUUGAUAGGCUGUAUCUAUGGUUUCAUCUCAAAGACUAUAUCUCUCGCGAAUCGUUACAAGGAAAUCUCACUCUUUGGCAAGUGCCCUUGUUACCAAAUCACAAGAGUCGGUCCCCAAGUCAGUUGGAUUCUCGGAUUCGGGUUCGACCUGUGAGGCACACCAACUGUUCGACGAAAUUCGAGACUUGAAUGUCAUUUCUGGUACAGCCGUGAUUGGCCGCUUUGUGAAACAAAACAGGCAUGUAGAGGCAAUCCAUGCUUUCAAAAGGUUGCUGUAUCUGGGAAUCAGACCAAACGAGUUCACCUUCGGCACCGUCAUUGGGUCCUCUUCAUCUUCGAGAGAUGUCAAAUUAGGCAAGCAGCUACAUGGUUUUGCGUUAAAAAUUGGACUUGCGUCGAAUGUGUUUGUGGGCAGUGCGGUUUUGAACUGUUACGUGAAGCUGAGCACGUUGAUGGAUGCUCGUAGAAGCUUUGAUGAUACUAGAGAUCCAAACGUUAUUUCUUUUACCAAUUUGAUAAGUGGGUACCUAAAGAAACAUGAAUUUGAGGAAGCCCUUUCCUUGUUUAGAACAAUGCCAGAGAGAAGUGUUGUUACUUGGAACGCAGUGAUUGGUGGGUUUAGUCAGACGGGACGGAAUGAAGAAGCUGUGCGUACUUUUGUGGAUAUGUUAAGGGAAGGUGUGGUGAUGCCUAAUGAAUCAACCUUCCCUUGUACGAUAACAGCCAUAUCCAAUAUAGCUUCUCAUGGUGGUGGUAAAAGUAUCCACGCCUGUGCUAUCAAGUUCUUGGGUCAGCAAUAUAAUGUCUUUGUUUGGAAUUCUCUCAUUAGUUUUUACUCCAAGUGUGGAAACAUGGAGGAUAGUGUUUUGGCUUUCAACAAGCUCCAUGAACAAGAAAGGAACAUCGUCUCUUGGAACUCUAUGAUAUGGGGUUAUGCGCACAACGGAAGAGGAGAAGAAGCUAUAGCCAUGUUUGAAAAGAUGAUCAAAGACACAAACCUGAAACCAAACAGUGUGACACUUCUUGGAGUGUUAUUUGCGUGUAACCACAGGGGCCUAAUCCAUGAAGGGUACUCAUAUUUCAACAAAGCAGUGAAUGAUUAUGAUAAUCCAAACCUGCUACAACCUGAGCACUAUGCAUGUAUGGUGGAUAUGCUCUCUAGGUCAGGUCAUUUCGAAGAAGCAGAGAAGCUUAUUAAAAGUCUGCCUCUUGAUCCGGGAAUCGGGUUUUGGAAAGCAUUGCUUGGGGGAUGCAAGAUUCACUCAAACAAGCGUUUGGCUGAAUUAGCGGCGUCGAAGAUCUUAGAGAUGGAACCCAGAGAUGUUUCGUCAUACGUUAUGCUUUCAAAUGCUUACUCUGCUGUGGAGAAGUGGCAGAAUGUGUCGGAGAUACGGAGGAAGAUUAAGGAAACGGGUUUCAAGCGUAUCUCGGGAUGUAGUUGGAUUGAAGUUAGAGGCCAAGGUUGUGUCUUUGUCAAUGCUGACAAAAGCAACAAACAGAAGGAUGAAGUCUAUAGGGUGUUGUCACUUAUUACGCAACAUCUUAUAGAAGACUUGUGAAGACUUCAAAAAGUCAACUGUCUAAUGUUUAAUGUAACAUAGAAUAACAAUCCCUUUAGGACUCCUACCCCAAUCUCGCAUUGUUGUGUUAGAAUUGCAGCAAUUAAACAAUAUCAAACGACACCGCCA
Molecule: messenger RNA, 2062 nt
Organism: Brassica napus (rape)
Lineage: Eukaryota; Viridiplantae; Streptophyta; Magnoliopsida; Brassicales; Brassicaceae
Product: pentatricopeptide repeat-containing protein At5g42450, mitochondrial
Exons: 1
Coding region: 392-1933 (513 amino acids)
Biological process (GO): RNA modification
Molecular function (GO): protein binding; RNA binding
Source: RefSeq, a predicted model, not a curated record